Strongylus vulgaris is the source of this 876-nucleotide messenger RNA. The record is from the annotation of a GenBank genome assembly. NCBI's taxonomy places the organism in Eukaryota, Metazoa, Nematoda, Chromadorea, Rhabditida, Strongylidae.
AUGUUAAGAAAAUUGAAGCAGUAUUCAUACAUAGGGCACAGUGUUUGCCGUUUCUCGCCAACUGUAGAAAAGACGUCUGUCAGUAAAGGCGCAGAUAGAGUUGUAGCUAUUGCAUUUACGCUCAACUGCUGCGACGCUGCCUGCAAGUAUGUCGCGGCAUAUUUGACGGGUUCAAAAUCGCUGUUUGCUGAAGCAAUACACAGCACCAUGGACACAUGCAAUCAACUGAUUCUCUUGAUGGGUAUACGUUAUUCAGCAAGGAAUCCGGACAAUCUCUUUCCAUAUGGUUACGGUAAUAUGCGUUAUGUGACUGCACUGAUCUCCGGAUGCGGUAUCAUGGCUUUUGGAUGUGGCCUAUCCAUCUACCAUGGGAUUUCUGGAUUACUGCAUCCUGCUGAACUAGAACCGCUCAAUUAUGUUAGUGUAGUCUUAAGACAGAUUAAAGUAUGGAACACGGACUUUGUUUUUUCCAUAUUGCAGGCCUACUACGCACUGUUUUUGUCAUUCUGUUUCCAAGGAACAUCGGCAUUCAAUGCUUAUAGAGAAGUAAUUUCAAAAGCUAAACGAGCUAAAAUUAGUAUUCUCAAUUAUGGUAUUUUUUGCCUAAACGUUGAACAUGUCUUUUCAUCUUUAGUGCGCACCUCAGCUGAUCCAUCUCUAAAUGUUGUGUUGCUAGAAGAUACUGCAGCUGUCUCAGGAGUUGCAAUAGCGCUAUGCGCUGUUUCAUUGUCAUCAUUGUUGGAUUCGCCUAUACCGGACUCUAUCGGAUCGAUACUCAUUGGAUGCUUAUUAGGUACUGUUGCCUCUUUCAUUAUUCGUACAAAUGCGGCUCAUCUUGUUGGAAGAAGUCUUCCGAAACGGAUAACUGAUGAUAUA